Molecule: messenger RNA, 747 nt
Organism: Micropterus dolomieu (smallmouth bass)
Lineage: Eukaryota; Metazoa; Chordata; Actinopteri; Centrarchiformes; Centrarchidae
Product: intelectin-like
Exons: 5
Coding region: 1-588 (195 amino acids)
Molecular function (GO): oligosaccharide binding
Source: RefSeq, a predicted model, not a curated record
AUGGCGCCUCAGCCUGAGGGAACAAGUUCUAUCACAGACUGUGAGCUGUUGCCAGAGAAUCCAGGUUACUAUGAUAUAGUAGCAGAAGACAUGUCUGUAUGGCAUGUACCCAACAAUUUCCCACUGGAGCACUGGAACCUGGCAGCCAUCCUCCGCUACCACACUGACAACCGCUUUCUCCACCUGUAUGGAGGGAACCUCUUUCAGCUCUUCAAGCAAUAUCCAGUGAGAUACAAUGUUGGCUUGUGCAGCAGCAGAGGGCCAGCUAUUCCCAUUGUGUAUGACCAUGGAGACAAGGAGUCCACCAGAAUGUUAUACGGACCCAAUCCAAGAGCGGAGUUUGAACCAGGUUUCAUCACAUUCAGAGCAAUAAACAAUGAACGUGCAGCCAUGGCUAUCUGCUCCGGGGUCAAGCCAAAAAACACAGGAUGCAACACUGAACACUACUGUAUAGGAGGAGGUGGAUUUUUCCACCCUGAUCAGUGUGGGGACUUCCCAUCAUUUGACUGGGACAGACUGGGAAGGGAGCAAGGCUGGAGCGCUUCCAAAGAGAUUACUGAGGCUGCUGUUCUACUGUUCUACCGCUGAGAGCAUUAUUUGCACAUGUAGCUUAAAUGUAUACUAUAUUAUAUGUCACGUCAGUCUAAUCAACAAUCUUUAUCACAGCAUGUGUCAUGUUACAGAGAACUAGCUUUAAGUUUCUGUAUGUGUCAUUCAUUGGCCAUAAAGAACAGUUCAGCUAUUACA